AUGGCACCACAGAACGAAAAGAGCUCUCUUAAACGCAGUAGGGUUAGCACGGACCAUGAUUCACAAGAUUUGAAAAAGCAGCGGCGCUCCCAGAGUACCACAACCCAAGGUCAAUCCCAGACUACGCCAGUGAAUCAGUCCUAUUUACCUACGCCUCUGACCCAACAAAAUUCAACCACGACGGACAUUACGAAAGAAGUCACGGCUUCACCUGGUAAUUCCAGCCAGGUGCGCUGCCAAACGCCGCUCAAUUCAGAUUCCCUCCAAACGUGUUCGUCUCCUCCUGGCGAUACGCAGGCUCAAUCACAAUUUGUAUACCCACCCAGAGCAUUUGCCGACGAAGUCGAGGAUGAGGCCGCUGAGGGGGUAUGGGGCUACCUCAUCCCGCUUGAUGAAAAGGUUCGGAGGCCCCUUGUUCUGAGAAAACGAGAUAGUUGUGAAGGCCCUGCGGAUGCGAAAUCCAAAGGCAAGACUGGGAAGGCGACUCGACGGCAAGGUAAAUCAUCGGAGGACAAACAAGGGAAGAGCCAUUCUACCGGCGGUUACUUAAUUGGUCGCCAUCCGGAAUGUGACUUGGUGAUUAACGUCCCCACUAUAUCAAAUCGACAUUUCUUGAUUUUCCCAGAAAACAGUAAAGGUGGAUCAAUUGCGAUAAUGGAGGACCUGUCCAGCAAUGGUACUUUUAUUAAUGACGCAAUCGUUGGGCGUAACAAGCAUCGUGAACUUGAAGACGGGGAUGAAGUCACUAUCUUGGAUGAAGCACGGUUUGUUUUCAGGUACCCUCGCACGAGGGAAACAAGCGGGUUCCGCCAGCAAUACAGACUUCUUCAACAACUUGGGAAAGGUCACUUUGCAACUGUCUACCUCUGUGCAGAACGGUCUACAGGAGCGCAAUACGCCGUUAAAGUUUUUGAGAAACGUCCCGGAGAUUCUCAAAAGUCCCAAGUGGACGCUUUACAGCAAGAAAUAGGUCUGUUGAUGGGUGUUAGCCACCCAAAUUUACUAUGCCUUAAAGACACGUUCGACGAGAGUGAUGGUGUAUAUCUCGUUCUGGAACUUGCUCCAGAAGGGGAACUCUUCAACUUGAUCGUUAGCAAGCAGAAGUUUUCGGAGACGGAAACGCGCCAUACAUUCGUUCAGCUUUUCGAAGGGUUAAAGUAUCUGCAUGAUCGUGGAAUCGUCCAUCGGGACAUAAAACCUGAAAAUAUACUUGUUGCAGACAAGGAUCUAACUGUGAAGCUAGGUGAUUUUGGCCUUGCGAAGAUUAUUGGGGAAGACUCAUUUACAACAACUCUAUGCGGAACGCCAAGCUAUGUGGCACCAGAGAUAUUACAAGAUUCCCGCCGCCGCCGAUACACGAAAGCUGUGGACAUCUGGUCCCUUGGCGUUGUUCUCUACAUAUGCCUUUGUGGAUUUCCUCCUUUCUCCGAUGAGCUUUAUACUGCCGAGAGCCCGUACACUUUAGCGCAGCAGAUCAAAAUGGGUCGCUUCGAUUACCCAUCACCCUACUGGGAUUCUGUGGGCGAUCCGGCUCUAGAUCUCAUAGACAAAAUGCUCACCGUUGAUGUCGACAAGAGAAUUACAGUGGACGAAUGCCUAGAACAUCCAUGGCUUACUGGGAAAUACCCUAGUGUUUCUGACAGCACCGAUGGGCUGACUGGAGCUUUGGGAAAACUGGACUUCUCGAAACGAAAAAUCGCACGGGAACGCACACUCCUUAGCACUGUGAAUCAUGUUAAUUUCAGUGAGCACAUGGAGGAAGGUGCUAUUCCGAUUAAAGUUUUCCACAAAAAUAACGCCGGAAAACGUGUACACAAUCGGCCUGCCAAAGCUCAGAAGCGUGAGGUGUCACCUGACGACAAUAGUGCCCCUAAUGAUUUUAUCAACCUUGGGGAGCGUGGAGAUCCGGUGUUGUUCAAAGAAGAUCCCGCCAGUCUGCAACUGGCUCUCAAACGGGUGCUGUCUUUGUUCGGAACUCGACAAAAGCCUGUGGCGCCUCUGUCCGAGACACUUUCCCUUUCAUGCCAUUAUUCCCCCAUUCGUUUACCUGGUGUCCCCUACUGUUCCACAAUCAUGGGUCUCCUAGCUGUUAUUCUCGACAGUGUGUGUGAGCGCUGCUCAAAUUCAUCGCUAUGGAUGCUCACCGGUGUGGCAUUGCUAUCCAUUCUCAUUGUGUCUGUGAUCAUUAACGUCUUGCGGCAACUUCUCGUCAAAAAAUCUAAUGAACCCCCCUUGGUCUUUCAUUGGUUCCCUUUUAUUGGAAGUACCAUCAGCUAUGGCAUGGAUCCAUACAGAUUUUUCUUUAAGUGCCGAGAAAAGUAUGGCGAUAUCUUCACUUUCGUCCUCCUCGGUAAGAAGACAACCGUCUAUCUGGGCACCAAGGGCAACGAUUUCAUUUUGAAUGGCAAACUUCGAGAUGUUUGCGCCGAAGAGGUUUAUUCCCCACUUACAACUCCUGUGUUUGGGCGUCAUGUGGUAUACGACUGCCCAAAUGCUAAACUUAUGGAGCAGAAAAAGUUUGUGAAAUUUGGACUUACAUCAGAUGCACUCCGUUCGUACGUUCGUUUGAUUACAGAGGAAGUGGAAGACUUCGUACAGAAGUCCUCGGCAUUCCAGGGCCCCAAAGGCGUUUUCGAUGUCUGCAAAACAAUUGCUGAGAUUACCAUAUACACCGCCUCACGUUCGCUUCAAGGAAAAGAAGUUCGAAGCAGAUUUGACUCCACGUUUGCUGAACUGUAUCAUGAUCUCGACAUGGGUUUUGCCCCCAUAAAUUUUAUGUUACCAUGGGCCCCUCUACCCCAUAACCGCAAGCGUGAUGCCGCCCAGAAAAGGAUGACUGAAACAUAUAUGGAGAUUAUAAAGGAACGCCGUAAGGCUGGCAGCAAAAAGGAUUCGGAAGACAUGGUCUGGAAUCUCAUGUCCUGCGUCUACAAAGAUGGGACACCUGUCCCCGACGAAGAAAUUGCACACAUGAUGAUUGCCUUACUCAUGGCCGGCCAGCACUCUUCUUCAUCUACUGCGGCUUGGAUUGUCCUGCAUCUUGCAGCAUCCCCUGAAAUAACAGAAGAGCUCUAUCAGGAACAACUCCGCAUCCUUGGACACGACAUGCCUCCACUCACUUAUGAGAACCUACAGAAAUUAGACUUACACGCCAAAGUCAUCAAAGAAACUCUUCGCAUACAUGCACCAAUCCACUCCAUCAUUCGAGCUGUGAAGAAUCCGAUGCCAGUGGAUGGUACCCCCUACGUGAUCCCGACCUCACACAAUGUCCUUUCCUCUCCCGGCGUCACUGCAAGAUCAGAAGAACAUUUUCCUGAUCCGCUUGAGUGGAACCCCCACCGCUGGGAUGAGGCCAUCGCUGCUAGCUCUGAAGAUGAGGAAAAGGUUGACUAUGGCUACGGCUUGGUUACUAAAGGAACCAACAGCCCGUAUCUUCCAUUCGGCGCCGGGCGACAUAGAUGCAUCGGCGAACAGUUCGCUUACGUGCAGCUCGGUGCGAUCACGGCGGCUCUAGUGAGGUUAUUCAAGUUCAGCAACCUUCCAGGUGUUCAAACCCUUCCAGACACUGACUACUCAUCAUUAUUUUCCAAGCCUUUGGGCAACUCAGUGAUACAAUUUGAGAAGCGCGAGCCCGUCACCAAGGCGUAG
Aspergillus pseudotamarii is the source of this 3648-nucleotide messenger RNA. RefSeq names its product serine/threonine protein kinase chk2. The transcript has 11 exons. Gene Ontology annotation, cellular component: nucleus. NCBI's taxonomy places the organism in Eukaryota, Fungi, Ascomycota, Eurotiomycetes, Eurotiales, Aspergillaceae. Gene Ontology annotation, biological process: protein phosphorylation; mitotic DNA damage checkpoint signaling. Gene Ontology annotation, molecular function: oxidoreductase activity, acting on paired donors, with incorporation or reduction of molecular oxygen; heme binding; protein binding. The record is from RefSeq and is a predicted model, not a curated record. Bases 1 to 3648 code for a protein of 1215 amino acids.